CUGCAAUUCUGCCAUGUACAACAGCAGCCGACAACGUUCGACAAUGCCGACGCAGACGCUGUGGGGAUCUGGCAUACUGGUGUCGUCGGUUAGACAAGUCUGGCCAAUCGCAAUUCCUUGAUUAAAUUGCUCCGGGCUAGAAUAGUUGCGGCACGAAUAACCACGCGCGUGAUGGACCGGUAUAGAGUUCACAGCAGCCGUGAAGAAAGAUAUAAAGAUGUCCUCAGCAGCCCAAAAUCAUUUUGAAUUUUUUUGUCUGGUGUGCUUCUCUGUGGAUACUACGUCGGAUCCCUCUCUUAAUAUAUUUUCAGCUUUCGUCCGCUGAUAUAAAGGGCAUCAUGUUCACCAAGCAGUCCCUCGUGACCCUCCUCGGAGGUCUUUCUCUGGCUAUGGCCCAGACCACCACGGAGGAAUACCCCUCCUUGGCUGAGAUUCGUGCCGCACAGGCUACGGUGCAGCCUUACUCUCCCGUUUCGAAUGUCAAGGGACUGGCGUUCAACCGCUUUGUGAACAUCUGGUUGGAGAACACCGAUUUUGAUGCUGCUGCUGCCACCGAGCAUCUGCCGGUGCUGGCCAAGAAGGGUCUCCUUUUGAACAACUUCUGGGCUAUCACUCACCCUUCGGAGCCGAACUACUGCGCAUCUGCUGCUGGUGACACUUUCGGCAUGGACAAUGAUGACUUUCAUCAGAUUCCUUCCAAUGUUUCUACCAUAGCCGAUUUGUUCGAUACCAAGAACAUCGCCUGGGGUGAAUACCAGGAAGGCCUCCCCUACCCUGGGUACCAGGGUUACCGCUACCCCGAGAGCGGUGCCAACGACUAUGUUCGCAAGCACAAUCCUCUGAUCCUGUUUGACUCGGUCACCGAAGAUGCUCUCCGUCUGCGCCAAAUCAAGAACUUCAGUAGCUUCUACGAUGAUCUGGAGAACCACCGUCUUCCGCAGUACAUGUUCAUCACUCCCAACAUGACCAACGAUGGCCACGACACCAACAUCACCUUUUCCGGCGACUGGACUUGGAGCUUCCUAUCUGAGCUUCUGGAGAACGAUUACUUCACCAAGGAUACUCUUAUUAUGCUUACCUUUGAUGAGACCGGCACCUAUGAAAUUGGAAACAACAUCUACACCUUCCUUCUCGGCGGCGCUGUCCCGGAUGAUCUUCUGGGUACCAAGGAUGACACCUUCUACACCCACUAUUCCGUCAUCGCUUCCCUGUCUGCCAACUGGGGCCUCCCCUCCUUGGGCCGCUGGGACUGCGGUGCGAACCUGUUCAGCUGGCUGGCCAAGAAGACCGGCUAUGUCAACUACGAGGUUGAUACGAGCAACCUGUAUAUGAACGAGACUCACUGGGGUCCUCUGUCCGACGAUGACUACAGCGAGUACUACGCUGGCUGGCCUGUUCCCACAACUGAUGCCAGCUGCUCUGCUGGCAAUGGAAUUCUUUCUACAGUCAAGAAGACCUACGAGGGCUUGACUGCUACCUUCAACUACACCACCCCCUUUCCCUACGACUCUCGCAGCGGAAACAAUGUCGGUGUGAAGUACAGCCGUACCCUGAAGAAUGGCAAGGUCGAGUCCGGUACUUCCGAGUAAGCUGACGCGUCGACAUUUUUGGCCGGGAGGAUAUCAAAUGGAAUGUGGACCCAUG
Molecule: messenger RNA, 1644 nt
Organism: Aspergillus eucalypticola CBS 122712
Lineage: Eukaryota; Fungi; Ascomycota; Eurotiomycetes; Eurotiales; Aspergillaceae
Product: putative acid phosphatase
Exons: 3
Coding region: 339-1589 (416 amino acids)
Biological process (GO): phospholipid catabolic process
Molecular function (GO): hydrolase activity, acting on ester bonds
Source: RefSeq, a predicted model, not a curated record